UCAAAUGCUAUAAAAAUUAGUUUUAAAUUUCUUUUUUCUUUUCAUAUCCUGAUUUACCUGGAUUUUAGCACGCAUUUUUGGGGACCAGUUGCAAAUUGGGCUAUUCCACUGGCAGCUAUUGGAGAUUUCAAGAAGGACCCAGAACUGAUCAGCCCCUUUAUGACUCCAGCACUGAUGGUCUAUUCCACAACGUUCGCACGGUUCGCCUGGAUGGUCAAGCCCCGUAACCUAUUACUCUUGGCCUGUCAUCUGACCAACAUCUCGGCUCAGUCAGUCCAGGCGGGGCGAUACAUCAACUAUCACUACUUAACAAAGCCAGAGGACCGCCAAAAGCACCACAUAGAGGUGGUGGAGAAAGAGAUCCACACCCACCCCGACCAGUACCCCAAAGUCCACAUCAAGGACCACCCCAGCCCCCAGGAACAGGCGGAGGAGGUCAAAGAGUUUGACGCAGCGUACAAACUCCCCAUAGAGAAGCCGGUCAUCAAUUGAUUGUAGGUCUCCAUAGAUCAAUUUUUUUAAUGGCAAUUCUAGCUAUAAUUUACUAAAGAGUUAUAAGAAUUUGUGGUGGCUCUUUUUUUGUGGACUUCUUGGGUUACUUGUAACCAAUAAAUUUAUUUACUGGUACAUCCUAAACAAAACAUAUUAUUUGAUUUGUUAUAAUAGAUUUUGUAUGUUAUAUAGAAAAAGAUCGAAAAUGUUUUGUCAAAAUGAAUCUUUAAAAAAUCUUUUAAAACUGGUAAUCUCACAAGAUUUGCCCCAUGAAUUUACCUUAUGAUGCAGUAUAUUAGCUAUAUGAUUAUUAAUUUUAUCAAAUACCGGUAUACAUUUAUAAUUGUAUAUAAAAGAAACUGUGUACAGGGUUUGUUUAGUUUUUAAAUUAAAUUUUUUUUAUAUUUGUGACGAAGACAGAAAAACAAUAUAUAUAUGUACUGAACAAUUUGAAAUAAGAAGUGUGACAAACAUACACCUAAAAUACCAUAUUAAGAUUAUAAAGAAUGAUGAAAAUUAAAAUUAUAGUUGAUUACACCACAGGCAAAAUAUCCAACAUCCUAAUUUUUAAUGUUAGAUUGAAGUGAUGAUUCAGUGUAGAUAAGGGAAAGAUUUAGAUGUAUAUUCCAAUUAUUUGAUGGACAAAAGUAUAUUGUUAUGGUGUUGACAAGUGAAUGAACUAAGAAUUGUCAUUAUUGUGUCAAAUGUAUUGUAGAAAAUUUUAUUAUGAAACCUGAGUAUUAUUUAUGUGCUAAUGUAUGGCAAAUUUUUUGCCCCCAAAAAUGAAAUAUAUAAUAUACGAGUGCUUUUAAUGUGGUCUAUUGAAAAUGAAGUUAAUACCCACAGUAUUCAUGCUGUUGACAGUGCCAUCAAAACAAUCUAGUUAUUAUUCAGUUACAUAAGACACCUGUAUAGUGAGAUUAAUUGAUAGAGUCUGAAUUGAAUACCAGUACACAAUAUAUUGUCAGAUUUGAAAAUUUAGGUGGAAUUUCACACCAAAAUUUUACUUUUUGGAUCAUUAGAGUAUCAUAUCUGAAACAUGCCUCCAGCACCUUUAUUUAAUACUGCCGACUGGUCAUUCAGUAUGUACCUGGUAAUACAUAUUUAUUACAAUUAUCAAGUCAUAUUAAUUAAUUUAUAAAAUCCGAUGAAUCCAAAACUAUAGCUUGAUAGGCAAAUGGGAAUAUCAUUAUAUGAAAAUUGUACGCAGAAGCAGAUUUUGUAUAUCCAGUAACCAUAUGCAUUAUGUACAUGUAGAGUCAACGUGAAUUGUGAGAGAAAAGUACAUUAAAACACAUGCCACAUUUCAGUGUAAUACCAGGUGGUAUACAUGUUUGUAUCUUGUAUCAUGAUACAUCUAUUUUUCAUGGUAAUAUGCAAGGUCCGUGUUCUGUAUUUACGGUAUAAUACAUGGUUUUUUUCUGGUACCAUGCAAGGUCAAUGUAUUUAUAUUCAUCAAAUCAUUCUUUGGUGAUGGAUAAAUAUCUAGUACAUAGUUGAAAAAAAAGUGGAAAAUUAAAACUGAAAAUUUUCUGACUGAACAUGAUGUACCUGUAAAAAUAUUAAGAUUUCAGUGAUGCAAUGUGAUAACUAAGGGGAUACAUUUAUUUACAUGUAGCAUAUAGAAUUCUAAUUGUGCAUGAUGGGAUGAGAGAGUGUCACAAUUCUAUCAUACAUGAUUGAACAGGGUUAACUAAUCUGAACAUAUCUAGAUGGUAUACACUUAGCUGCAAGCAGAGGCAUCAUAUUUUGUUUUGGGCAUUAACAAGAUUGAGUAAGCAUAUACAAAAUUUUUGAAUGCUGAAUAAGUUGUAUUUAUUAAUAAGGAUUUCGUUGUUGUUGUUGAUUUCUUCGUUUAAAAAAACCAGUCCAAAACUUUUUUCUUCUACAUACAUGUACUCUAUGCAAAUGUUAAUUUGUGAGAGUGACAUGCAAUCAUGAAAAUCCCAACAUGUUCUAGAUUCUCCUCCAAAUGUUCUUGAUGAGUUUUUAUGUUAACAUCAUAUUCUCCCAACGUACCAUGUAUGCUGAGCAAACACGUACAUGUAAGAGAUUCUCCCAUUGCUCAAGAUGUAAAUAAAAAAAACAUAUCAGAUUCUUCCACAUGUACACGUGAGAAUGUGAUUGUAUACAAGUCUUUGUACUUGAUAGUAUUUUGUUGACUUGUACUUGAUAGUAUUUUUUGUUGACUUUUGUUAAACAAUAAAUAGACAGGAAUUUUC
Magallana angulata is the source of this 2714-nucleotide messenger RNA. Its product is annotated as probable mitochondrial pyruvate carrier 1. The record is from RefSeq and is a predicted model, not a curated record. Gene Ontology annotation, biological process: pyruvate import into mitochondria. The transcript is spliced from 5 exons. Gene Ontology annotation, cellular component: mitochondrial inner membrane. The annotation marks the transcript as partial. Lineage: Eukaryota; Metazoa; Mollusca; Bivalvia; Ostreida; Ostreidae.